Messenger RNA from Cololabis saira (Pacific saury), 5143 nucleotides. RefSeq lists its product as uncharacterized. The record is from RefSeq and is a predicted model, not a curated record. Bases 1314 to 3551 code for a protein of 745 amino acids. The transcript has 3 exons. NCBI's taxonomy places the organism in Eukaryota, Metazoa, Chordata, Actinopteri, Beloniformes, Belonidae.
CCCGUGGUCCCACCCAAAUUGGAGCCACCUUGUAAACGACCCGUGGUCCCACCCAAAUUGGAGCCACCUUGUAAACGACCCAAACCAGAGACCCACCCUACAUUACCGGAGGACUGUACUGUUCCAUCAGUGAGUGUUGAACAUUCAUACUCCGUUCCACCUUCUGUGUCUGCACUGACUGCAGACCACACGUACACACGAACAACAUCACCCAAGACCCCCACAGCUGCCACAGAUUUUCAAGAGCCAGAUUCUGGUCGGUCAUCCCCAACUACAACCUCAGAGCAUCCCAUGGUUCCAGAGGAAGAGGUCACUAUAGAGCUGCCAUUAUCCCAUGUGAAGUGCCCUCAAUGCCCCACUGUUCUGUACAAGAGGAAUUUGUUUUUACAUAUACAAAGAAAACAUGGUCAACCUAAAGAUAUCACAGCAAAAUCUCACUUAAAAAGCAUAUGUGUUGACCCAAGUAAUGGCCUCUACGCAGUCCGAAAAACGGCUUGUGGCUUCAGUGUCCCAGUACAUGUGCAGCGCAAGACAUGGGGCCAGCAACAUGUCACGAAAUGUGAAAUGGAAGAUUGUCGGCAAUACCACCUGCUUGCGCAAAGGACUGGCCUCCCUCACGGCCUGUGCGAUCAUAUUCGUUCUCUGGAUUAUUGCAGCGCCACUGCCACCGAGGAACCACUGCACCACCAAGUCCUCCAGGAAAUGUUGGAAAACCAUAUUUUUUGUGACUCCAAAGUGGAAGUGUGCAAAAAGAGGCAAAGAGAAGCAGAGGAAGCACAUGUCCCCUUGUCUAUGUUGGUGGAACUUGGUGGUUCUGAAAAUUAUAUUUGCCUUUCCAUUUAUGAACCAGAGUUAUACCAUUACAGCACAUUAGGGAGAGUCAUAGUAACACAUAACAUUACAAAAAACACCUGGCAUUGUCCCUGUGCCAAAGCACAUGCAUCUUGUACUCAUAAAUACAUUGCAAAGUGGCACCUUUUCGAAAAAAAUAAACACCUUUUCAUGACUGCGCCACCAACAACUACAUCACCGGUAGCAACUCACCCUGUCAGUCACCCUACUGCAGAGACAGAACUGUGAGGUGUGUAUGAGCACAAAAAAAUACCCACCACCCUCCCUGAAGAGGCCACAGCCCGCAGAGCUCCCACAGAUUUCCCUCAGCAAUUGUUUCCCAAUGAAACAACUUUGGUUGGGUUAGGAAACGACCGGCAGGAUUCUACCAUAAAACGGAAAUAAAAAGUUAAAAAAACUCGCUGCACGGAGAAGAAACUUGGUCAGCUUCAUCAGAUGACGAAACCACAGAAGAAGAUCCAAUGGAGCAGUUUUUUGAUCCAAACUUCGACGGGGAGAAGAAGAUCUACGCCGGCUCCUCGGUCUCCGUGGGCGCCCUCCUCCUCCUCCUGCUGACCUUCAUCCUGAAGCACGGCCUGACCAAGGCGGCGAGCAAAGACCUGCUGGACCUGCUGAACAUCCUGGUGCCCGGAUGUGUCCCCAAGUCUCUGCGCUUCCUCAAGAAACACAUGACCGAGUACAAAAGCAAGACGGAGACUCACUUCUACUGCCCCAAGUGUGCCAACUACCUGGGCGUUGAACCCGGGACCGAGUGCGAGGUGUGUCAGCAGAGCUUCAGCAGGGAGGGGCUGCUCGAACGGGCCUUUUACUUCCUGGUGAUGCCGCUGGAGAUCCAGCUGAGGAGCCUCCUGGCGCGCGUCCACACCGAGCUGGGGCGGCACGUGGCGAGGGACGGCUGCAUCUCCGACGUCGGCACCGGCAGCGAGUCCCGGCGCGAGCGCCAGAGCGACAGCAUCACGCUCGCCUUCAAGUGCGACGGCUUCCCGCUGCUGCGGUCGUCCAGGUCCUCGGUGUGGACGGUGAUGUGCACCGUCAGCGAGCUGCCGUACGUGGAGCGCUGCAGGAACGUGCUGCUGCACACGCUGUGGUUCGGCCGCGGGAAGCCGCAGAUCCAGAACCUGCUGACGCCGUUCAUCAACGAGUUCCACCAGCUGUCCGGGGACGGGUUCCGCUGGGCGGACGGGACCGGCACCGAGCGCCACACCCGGGUCACUGCCAGAAUCUGCGUGUGCGACCCGGCGACCAUGCCGGUGAUGCAGAACUUCCAGCCGUGCGGCAGCGAGUUCGGCUGCGGGUUCUGCUACCACAAGGGCGAGGUGGUGCAGCGGGGGCGGGACUGCGCCCGGGUUUACCCCCUCCAGGCGGACGGGUGCGACCUGCGCCACAUGGCGGAGACGGAGCAGCUGGUGGAGCUGGUCAUCGAGCACGGCUACGAGCAGGGUCAGAUGGGGGUCAAGGGUCCCAGCCCGCUGCUCCUGCUGCCGUCCUUCGACAUCAUCAAGGGCUUCGUCCCCGAUUACAUGCACUGCUUCUGCCUCGGCGUCGUCCCCGAGUUCGUCAACCUCUGGUUCAACCCCCUUCACGCCAAAAAGCCCUUCCACCUGACGGCUCAGCGGCUGCGUGACCUGGACCAGGUUCUGGCCGCAGUCGAGCCUCCGGACGAGGUGAGGCGGAGCCCGCAGCGCCUCGCCGAGCGCACGCACUGGCAGGCGUCUGACUGGAGGGCCUUCGGCCUGCUCUACUCCCCGCUGGCGCUGAGGGGCGUCCUGCCGCCGCCCUACUACGAGCACUGGAUGCUGCUGGUGUCGGCGCUGCACGUGCUGCUCUCGCCGUCUGCCUCCCACGAGGAGCUGGGCGCCGCAGAGCUGAGCCUGGUCCGGUUCGUGGCGCAGGUGCAGGCGCUGUACGGGCUGGAGAACUGCUCGUUCAGCUGCCACCUGCUGACGCACCUGGCGGAGGCCGCCCGCGACUGGGGGCUGCCGUGGUCCCACACGGCCUUCGUGCUGCAGAACCGGAGCCGCCGGCUGCUGCAGAUGCACGCGGCGGCGCGCGCGCACAUCUUCACGCGCUUCUUCCUGUUCGAGGACGUGAUGAGGAGAGGCGGCGCGGCGCUCAGAGACGCCGGCGCAGAGGUGCGGGACCUCUUCUCCUCCAUGACGGACUGCGACGUCGCCACGAUGGCGUCAGGAUCCAGCGAGCAUCCCGUGACUCUGGGAUGCAGCUCUCAAAGACCUCUCAGCGCGCGGGAAAGGUCGGCGCUGCAGACGGACGCCGCGUGGCGCGGACGACACCAGGACUGCGUAACCGAGUACAAGUGUUUGGUCUACAACAACAUGCUGGUUACCACGCGGGACCGCAGCGCCGCGUGCAGAAGGAACAACUCGGUGCUGGAAACGAGCGGCGGCUUCGUGGUGGUGGAGUCCGUGGUUGCCAUGGCGACGCCGUGCGGCUGCGGCGGGGAGCCCGUCUGCUCCUGCAGGGACCCGGUGCUCCUCUGCAGGAAGCUGCUGCCGGCCAGCGGGCCGUCGGAGGACCAGGACGCGCCGCCCAACACGGACCUCUCCAAGUUCCUGGUGGCGGUCCGGAGCUCGGAGGAGAUGUGCGCCGUGGCGUGCGCAGACAUCGCUGCUAAGUGUUUUGUGAUGGAGCGGGAGAGUCAGCUGUACGUCAUGAGGAUGCCCAUGUUUGAGACGCAUUGAAAGAUCUAAGCUCUAAAAGGUGUUAAACUUUUGUAAUUGUUCGUGUUUGUAAUCACUGUUGGUGAAGCUGAACACUACGCAUGUCUCUUUACAGCUAUGGGUGGGCUGUUGUACGACUUCCAGGUAUCACUGUUAUUGCCCACGUGAGCUGAGUUGAAGUCCCCCAGUAGAACGAUGGAGUCCCCAGUUGGAGCAUUAUCCAGUUCUCCUCCCAGGGACUCCAAGAAGGCCGGGUACUCCGCACUGCUGUUGAAGUGAAGGGUGAAGGAAGUCUCUGCGGAGACCGCUUCCCCCGCGACGCGCUUAUCCGUUAGCGGCGGAAAAUGGAUGGAUGUUGUACGACUUAACUGUGUAACGCCAUCCCAUCAUGUGAGCUUCCUGUUUUGGGCGGUUACUUUGCACACUUGUACAAGUCCAUGUUUUAUAACGUCUGUAAAUCAGACCGGAAGGUUCUGAGACCAUGAGUGGCGAUGUUUCUUUUUACUUUUUUAUUUCUCUUUAAUGCAAAACAAUGAAAACAAAUGUUAAUUUUAGUUGAAAUUGUCCAGAUUUCAGUUCAGGGUUUUGUUAUUGUUGUUUCAGCUGUGAUUGCGGAGCGUGAAUCUGUUCUGAUCAGUGGCGGCUGGUCAGUAGGGGGCGCUAGGGCGCCGCCCCCAUCAAAUCAAGAGAAGAAGAAUACAAAUAAAACAAAAAACAUGUAAUAUGCACAUAAUUAUUAAAACAAGGUGUUAUUUCAGUCUGUGGGUGACUGUCAAGAGUAAUUAAAUGUUUAAAUAUUUAUUUGGUUCCAAAAUUUGAUUUACUUAUGGAAGUAAGGGGCGUCGGUCAAACAGAAUCCAGUGUAAACUCUCCAACAUUUGAUAUAUAUAUAACAUUUUCUUUUGAAAUAUUUGUUGAUCAAAUAUCUGAAAGAAAGGAACAUUAUCUUUCCAGACAGAACAAUGGAAAUGUUAAUAGUUUUUCUUCUCUCUAAUAUGUAAAAUAAACUGAACCCAAACCAGGAAGAAAAGAACAAAUCAAAAUAAUAGUGGACUUUUUCCACUGCAGCAGAACUGAACUGCUUCACUAACCCUAACCCUAAAACUUAUGACCAAUAAGCCAUUGUUGUUGGUUGGUUACAUUUUUCAAAAUUAAAGGACCAAAAUAUUAUUUUCUACCUUUUCUUUUUUCCCCAUUGUUCCAACUUGUACCUAACCGUGACUUCUGUGUUUGUUACACCCUUAUAUAUGCCACGGUCUAUUGCGCCGCCCAAAAAUUGUUUAGCACCAGCCGCCACUGGUUCUGCUGUGACGACCCAGACGGGUCAACGUUCCCUUCAUUCCUGUGAAGAGGAGAAGAUUCUCGUGAAUGUAAAAGUGGGCUGGAACUUGAGGACGUCCACUUGAUCAGAACUGAUUGUUUUUAUUUGUUAUUUAUGUGUUUUGGGUUCGAUGUGCACGUGCUGGGACAUGGUCCUCCUUUCUGUCCCGGUUAGAAAGUUUAGAUCGCUGGUUUAGUCGUUUCUUAUGAGGAAUGUGCCUUUUCUUUUGUACUCUGGCCGCACGGCGUUCACACUUUAUGUCAUGUGAAAUAAAAUAAAGACCUAAGUUAUC